This is a messenger RNA of Chilo suppressalis (striped riceborer), 6442 nucleotides long. The record is from the annotation of a GenBank genome assembly. Lineage: Eukaryota; Metazoa; Arthropoda; Insecta; Lepidoptera; Crambidae.
UAUUAUUAUUAUUCAACAAUGACUUCGAUUAUAAUAAAUACGGAGUACAUCUGUAUAUCAUUUCACUUAUCAUUAUUGAUUCGUACCGUAACGUUCUCUUUGCUCUAAUUUUAAGUUGCUUAGAAUGGAAGGGCUUGUGUGUAAUCUCGACGUAUAUAUAUAUAUGAGGCAAAAAUCUUUUAGUGCCGACAUGUUAUUUCAAAAAGUACUCGAUUCAGUGAGAUUUUCAUUAUCUGAAGAACAAAAGACAACUCUUAAAACGUUUUGUGCUACAUAUACGAGUAAUCUUAAACGCAAAUGGAAGUCAGCUAAUUACACACAAGGGAAUUUUAUAAAGAAGUUUGCUGACUGGUUGGACCAAGAAAUAAAAUGGCCAGAGUUUGUUUCACUAGACAUAACUGAAGAACAAUCAAAUAUUAUGACGAGUUUUGAAGAUCCUUCAACAAGUAUUUCAACAGUAACAAGACCUAGUUUAUCAACGGAAUGCACUGUUCCUCAUAGUGUGGCUGUGUCGACAUCAACCGCUACAUUUAGUCCUCGAAAAGAAUUUGCCAAUUUGAGUCCACUGCAAAAAAGAAGAAGAACUGAAAAUCUCAUUGCCGAAAACGAUUUUGAGACACUUGCUUAUGCCCUGGCCAGGAAAGCGGAAAAUGAAAACCAAACGGACUUUGUAGAAUUAGUGAAGCAUUUGAUUAAAAAGCCUGAAGAUACGCCAAUGCUGCGAGCCUGCCUGAAAUCGACGAAACGAACUUGUCAUACCGAUAAGGCACUCGGUAUUUCAACAUCACUGAAAUUAUCGAAAUGGCAGUAUAUUGCAUUGAGGCAGACAAUGAGAGACAUGGGGUGUGAUAUACUUCCAUCGUAUGAUGCUUUGAAGCAAGAGAAGAAGGAGUGCUACGUUGAAAAAGAAGACAUGGUAAUAACUGAGACUGAAGUUAAACUUAAGCUUCAGUCUAUUUUAGAUAUUACGGUCAAGAGACUAUUAAAAACGCUGGAAACUGAUUUAACUGGCAGUAAUUCGACUCUUAUCAGUAAAUGGCGGUUUGACGGUGCAUCUGGGCAAAGCAACUACCAACAAAAAAUUGACGGCGAUGAUUCAAGCAUCUUCAUGUGUUCAUUUGUGCUGUUAAAACUGGUGAGAGAUGGUACUGAUGAAAUAAUAUGGGAAAACCCCAAAGCGUCUUCAACGUUUUACUGUCGACCCAUUUAUUUUAAGUUUGCUAAAGAGAACGAUUUGAAUGUUAAAGAAGAAAUGAUUUCAAUUGAUACGGAAAUUGCUGCUCUACAUCCAACUGUUAUCGAUGGUGCAAAUGUAAAACACGUUCUGCAUAUGACGAUGAUUGAUGGUAAAAUAACUUCACAUUUAUCAGAUACAUCCACAGCUACAUGCGAUAUAUGCAAAGCAAAACCAAAAGAAAUGAAUGAUAUCGACAAGGUUACUCAAAGAACCCAGUCUGUAGACAUGUUUAAGUUCGGUCUGUCUUCCCUCCAUGCACGAAUUAGAUGCAUGGAAUGUAUCUUACAUAUUGCUUCCCGUCUCGACUUCAAGAAAUGGCAAGCUAAGGGCGAAGAUUUGAAGCAACAGUUAAGCCAAAGAAAAAAGGCUAUUCAAGAACAAUUCCGGACUGAAACGGGGCUACUUGUGGACGUUGUUAAACAAGGGGCUGGUACAAGCAACGAUGGAAACACAGCAAGAAGAUUUUUUGUUAAUCCUCAAAUUACUGCUCAAAUAACGGGUGUUGAUGAAGAACUCGUUAGAAGAUUUGGAGUGAUUCUUCAGGCUAUCUCAUGUGGAGAGUUUGUGGACGUGGAAAACAGAUUUAGACUGCUCGCUCUCGGACCUCCCGCCUUUUGAUACCCUACCGCCGCGGCGGCGUCGCGCUACGCGCUCUUGCAUUGCGCAGUCGGGUAAAAAAUGUAUUUUAAAUAUCCUACCAACUUGAAAUCAACAUCAACAUGUAAAUACAUUUCCAACUUAUUUUGAAUUACAUGAAAAGUGAAUAUGACUAAUAACUGCUUCAAUAGGUUGUUGUUGGUGUAGGUUUCCCAAAUACCUAAACCAUAAUUGUACGCGACGACCGAAGCGAGUAGAAAUAAACUUACGUCGAUAUGAGAUUGAUUUAUAAAAUGUAUCUAUAAUUUCACAUGUAUCGGUUGUAUACACAUUAAAAAUGAUUAUUCCCUUGUUGUCUUAUUAGAAUGAGUCGGAUAUCGCAAUAAUAGAUAGCUUUGUCCAUAGUAAACGAUUGUAAAAUUGAUAGUUCAGAGCGAUAUUCCGUCCCUUUCUCUCCAACAAUCUUAUAAGAAUUUGUCUAAACGAUCGCCACGACGCCAAGCGGUGGCGCGGGGAAACUAGCUAGAAUAUUGAUAGUUCCGACCUAUAGGAGGGACAGAGACGAUAGGCUGUCCUUUUCUAACAUCUUAUAAGAUUUUACCUGAAUUGUAAGCAUUCGUGAAUAGUAUGUUUUUAUGUUUCGAUUUAUUUGUUUUAUAACUUAUUAGGAAAUAGGUAGUUGUAAGAGUAAUAUAUCAAAGUUUUGUGUAAAUCGUAUUAAUAGUUUAGGCAUAAUUGAGGAAAAUGUUGAAUAUAGUUUUUUACGAAUAGUUGAUAGGAUAUAGGUAUAAUUGUAGUGAUAAUGAUGUUAUUUUGUGUGUUUUUACUUCCUCUAUAAAAUGAUAUAUGAUAAUUAGGGUUUAAGUGAAUGUAAGUAGGUUUUUUAAGACUUUUAAAUUUGUAAUCUUUAUAGGGCCGUAGAGCUGUUAUUUGUUAUUAUUCUUAUUAGAAACUUAUUAUAUUAGGUAGAUAACGCAUAGGACUACAUAAAUAAAUAGGCAUCACAUCAAUAAAUGUAGAAAUGUACCGUGUAGGAGACAAAAUCUGUUUGUAUAGAACGGUUUCCUAAGACAUGUUGCGCUCCCCACCCGGCGCGCUCGGAGCGCGUGGGUGGGGCAGCGGAGCCCUGUGGCAGGGCGAAGCCCUAUGGAGGGGGAAAGUAUAAAUAUCGCGGAGACCAAUUUUUUGCGCGCCACACCUAAAAUAUCAUGCUUGCGGUCACGUAACUGUGUUAAAAAUAUGCCUAUUUGUAUGCCCAAUGUAUGUACAUAUAGUUUUAAGCUCGCGCUUAUGUAAUUUUUGAAAGAAUGAAAAAUAAAGUAUAGCGGGGGUGAGGUAAUGGAUCGCUGGCCAGCUCAGCCCUAGCAUAUAAAAUUCGAGUCGGAACAUGCUCCGACAUGCAUUCAGCGACAGGCGCUCCUACCCUAAGGAACAGGAAGAAACACCAAGCGGUUCACUCUGGACCAUCAGCCUCCUCUCACCGGCCAUCCAUUAUCAGCGCCCACCGAUUUCUUCAAUACCGAACACCAGGGGUUUUAUUCACCGAAACUACAGUCCACUACAGUCAAGACUCCUGCGUGUAACUUCCUCCACCCCGCAGUACGAGUCGGUAACUGUCCGCUACUGCGACAGCCCGGCGUCCCGUACACAUAUUAUUGUUAUUAUUUUUAAGAAAUUAUUUGUGAAAUUGUUUGUUGAUCCAAAUAAAAAAAAACAUAAGCCCUACAUAACUUAGUCACUAAGAAAGUACUAAGCAGCUCAAGGCUAACGAUGAACUAAGCUGCAUGAUUUUGAUGAAUUGCAAGGUCCAGAUAAAUCGAUAAAUUUACGUUUUAACACCAAUAGCAAGCAGGCAAUUUAAUGAAAAUCAAAAUCAAACGAUAAAAAGAACACAGAUUAGAUAGGUAUUCGGGCAAAGAUAAACAUUCAUGGGUGCAUUUAUAUUUAAAUAAGUCUUUGUUUUAUGUGUUGUGUCGUGAAUAACACUAGUGUAGUUAGUGUUGUUCAAAGUUGCGCAAUAUGUGGAAUCGUUUGUGGCUAAUUGCCGCUUGCGCAACUACAAUCCUAGGUGUCUCUUCAACCUCUGUACCGACAGUUACAUUGAGUAUUGGUGAUGAACUGACCACCACAAUACAGACUUUUCCACACGAAAACUUCACUUGUAAUUUGGAAACUCCAAGGAACGAAAUAAUCCAAUUCCGGCCUCAGAACAAGGGAGAUCCUGAAAAAUAUGGUUUGCGGAAAUCGACUCCUUUUUCUGGUUGUUCGGUCAAUAUUAUGAUAACUGGUGUCGAAGACGAUGGGACAUGGCGAUUGUUCUUUGAACUUUAUAACGGUUCAGCCUUCAGUCAAUUUUACAAUGUUAAAGUCGACGGAUUGCCUAACAUCGAUCAAACGACGACAACCGAAAAUCCAGAAUCCUAUGAACCGAAGAGAGAAAUAGAACAAUUGGAUUCGCAAUUUUUCAAUACACAUAUUGGAGCUGAACAUAUCGUUACUAUAAGAAAAUAUGAUUUUGUUAACACUGAAAGUUGCUAUUUAAUGUCCAAUGAUGGUAAUGUGUACGAUGAAAGAGAUCAAAUAGCUGGAGUUAGUUGGAUUACCGAUAUAAAUGUAGCGUGCGGUGUAAAAAUAAAUGUGGAUGGAGAAUAUUUAAUCGGAAAUUGGACAUUGCUUUUAAGAGCAAUCAGACUUUCAACCUGGAUUGAGAAAAGGCAACCAUUCACUAUAUACAUCGAAGAAAGUAUCAAAGCUUGGCCUGAAAGAAUUAUAGUUGCUACUGGUAAAAAUAUUCAUGUACGUCUAGCUGAGCCAGCACCUAAUGGCCUUCAAGAUACUUGUAAUCUUGUGCAUGAAAAUGAAGACAUUAAUUUACCUUACGAGAAGGAUGAGAAUAACAAAGAAACAUGUGGAUUCAUAAUCAGAAAUGUUAGAGUUGAACACCAAGGAGAUUGGCAUAUUGUAUUGGGGAAGACAAUAAUUUAUAAGGCUUCUAUUGAAGUCAUUGUUAACGGAGAUCAUGGAUCCAGUCAAUCGUAUAUGACAUGGGAGAUGGACAGCCAGGUGGACAUGUUAGUUGGCCCUGAGAAUGCCGUGUACUGCAGUAUUGUUGACCCAGCAGGCCGAACGAUUUUCCAGGACUUCAGUCGUUGCCGCAUUACCAUCGAGCGGGUCACGCAAAAUCAGAAAGGGACCUGGGUUCUGAUCGUAGGUGCCCCAGGCAGGAUUUCCACAGAUGAACAUAGGAUCCAUGUUAUGAUAGAAAAAAAUAGAGAAGUUGUGAUGCCGACGGUGAUUACGAAAGUAGAGCAGCAGCUACCAGAACUUUUCCUGUCUUGCUCCAUUCCUGAAGACUAUCAGGUUCGAACCUGUAAGUUCAGGGAUCCGGAUGACAAAGUUCUUCUGGCUGCUAAUGGUGUGAGCGAUGAGGAUUAUAUGAACGGAUUCAGAAUUAGAAUUUCAACUAACGUUAGUUCUACCGGCUGUAGUCUUCGCAUCAUAAAUCCGACGACUACAGCUGUCGGUUUCUGGCGCUGUGCUUUGGAGACUACCGACAACAGAGCAUUUUACGGUUUCCUUCAAGUGUACAAUGAUUCAGGGUUCAUACCAGACUAUUCCAGACCCACUUCUGUCAUCACAGCUCCCACUUUGAUCCCCAAAGUGGAUACCAUUAUGGUAGAUGAAGGUGAUGCUGUGACCUUAUCCUGCUCAAUCCAGACGCAAAUAGAGUACUGUUACUUCAGUUAUGACAAUGGAACUGUCUUCAACGUACAUCCUGGCUUGAGCACCGACAGCAUGGAGUACGUGGGUGCAGGGUUCCAGGCCGGCGAGUGCGGCGUGAGGAUGACGCUUCUCCCUUCUGACAGCGGUCUUUGGAGCUGCCACGUAGGAUUGUUAAAAGCUGACUCUAAUAAUUUAGCGCCAGAACAACGCGCGCAAUUCGGCGUCGAUGUACAACCAAUUUUCACAGUUACCCAAUCGGAAGAGUUUAAUAACGUUGUGAGUUUGCGAGGUCGGGUUAUCCUAGGGCGCGCUAUAGAUUAUUGCCGAUACGUACGCAGCGAUGGCGAGGGAUUCAAUGAACAUAAUCUACCACCCAAUUAUCGUAGCUGGAGCUACUUGUAUAAAGGCAACUGUAACUUGCAAAUCGAGAAUGCCUCGAUGCUGGACCGCCAGCCGUGGACUAUCGUCACGAGGAUUAGGAGCCAUCGGGAAGAGAUCUCGGGAAUCACCAAACCGGAUGUUAUUCUUCCACCACCACCACCACCGCCGCCACAACCUUCUCAUGGCCGCUCAUCCUCCUACUUUUGGCUUUUCAUCACGAUGAUGAGUAUAACCUUGGUGUUCAUUGGCCUGAUGGUGUCUACUGAGAAGAAUCGUCGCUGGGCUUCGCAGAAGGCGAUCUUCCUGAGGGACAGCUUCCGUUUCAAGAAGAAGCCAGUCGCUACUGCUGGCACUGUUCCAGCCACUAAUACUGACAAUAAUCAAGUCCAGACUGCUUAGGGGCUGGCUUAUAUAAAUAUCUUUAAUUACGCUGUACUAUACUUAACCAUUUGUAAUAAUAAUAUUUAUAAUAAAAUUGUAUUCAUUAUUCAAAUCGAAUGUUUU